Phytomonas sp. EM1 is the source of this 3372-nucleotide messenger RNA. The record is from the annotation of a GenBank genome assembly. NCBI's taxonomy places the organism in Eukaryota, Euglenozoa, Kinetoplastea, Trypanosomatida, Trypanosomatidae.
AUGCAGGAUGCUGCUUUUUGCGUGUGUGCACGUCUUAUAGAGCAAAUACCUUUGGUCUGGGUAGAGUUGACUCGUCGCGCUGCAAUACUUCGACCCCGCAAUCCGACACUAUGGUUUGGUAAGUUGGUUUUAGUGUCUGUUAGUGUUUCAGAUAUUGAGAAAUUUGCGGCGCGUAGCCAUCAUCUUAUGCCUGCUCGCGCCCUGUUGCUCCGUGACACCCACGGGGAUAGUCGUAACAACGGCAGAGACGGUAAGGACGGCGGAAAUCCUUCGUCAGCGCCAGUUUCCUCGCGUGCAGUUGGUAUGGGAUCGACGGCAGAUGCGUCUACGAACAAUAUCACGACAUCAGCCACAACGGAAACCAUUUCGUCAUCGACUCUAUCAAACUCAGUUCCCAUCAAGAUGGCGCCAGCCGCCUUAACCGCUGGAUCUCUGAGCAUUGACCCAACUCAAUCAGAGUGCCUUGCAGCUUGUUACUUCUUCACAGUGACGACGCCUGCGUUGCGCAGGAAGUACCCCCAAGUGAUUGAGGUAAGGCCGUUGAAUCAUGAAGAGGGUGGGGAACGUCUUCCAGGAAGUUCGGGCUCCUCAUUUGGAACAAAAAAACGCAAUCGUGUAGGGAGAGACGGCGAAAUCAAAAGGCCGUUAACCUGUCUUGUCGGUGGUACUACCGCCAAUCAAUUCACGUUCAACGCAUGCGAAGUCAGCGCAACCUCCUCCAAAGACGGUGAAUUUUGUCGACAACCACCCAUCGAGGGUGACUAUCUGGAUGAAAAUUCUGAAGAGGAAGAUGAAUUUGGAGGGGACCGCGAGGGUGGUGGCUCCAGAAAGCGUUUGUCUACAGGGCCUUCUCUUGUUUCGAGACUUAGUAAAAAGAGAAAGCUCACACGUGUGGGUAUUAUGAGACCUCUAUAUUCUACUUUGCAUUCGUCUAAGCUGAAUGGAAAAGCAGAAACAAACGGUAAUGACAAAGAUGGUGAGUUCGACGAAGAUGAGGAAGGUAGGGACGAUGACGUCGAUGACGAAGGCCUUGAUGAGGAAAAUAUUGAUCAACGGAAAUGGAACAGACUAUUCUCUCUGUUGAUGCGAACAAACGAUUCUGAAGAUCUGAAGAAAGAAUCCUCGAUCCGACAGCAACCGCAACCAGUGUCGCUUGCGCCUGUUAUGAGCCCUUCCAUCCCAUGGGGCUCUUUGGGCCGCCCUUUGAAUCUUAUCGAACUAGCGGCUCAAGCUCACGUUACGGCAUUUAUCACGCGGAGGAAGUGUAUUGAGGCACUUUUUCGGAGGCCACUGCUUUACGAAUUCCACACGUGGUAUGAACUGAAUUUGUUUGCUCAUGAUACUCAUGGUGUCGGCUCAGAUGAUUUUCCCCGUCCUGAUUUACCUACCUCCUCUUCUUCAGCUCCAACUCUUCUAGAGAGGAUUCACCCGUCUACGGAGGAAUCUGAAAGCCAAGCCGAACCUGUUGUCGACUUCAAGGAAAAAUUCAACCCAAAUGAUACUUCGAGUUGUCUGCAUCCGACCCGUUUUCGCAGUUUCUGGAAUCCUCGUUCUAACGGCUCAUCAACAAGUACUUUCAUGUUGCCUUCUCUCAUGCCAAGACCAGCUUCUCUUGUAACAUGUGAUUUCUUAUUGAUGCGGCUUCUGAUUUGUGCAACGUGGCUAACCGUUUAUGUAGAUGUUCUUCUGCCAAGGCUAGCUUAUCUUGAAAAAAAACAAACAAAACUUACCGGUUUAAUCCCUGAUCUAUUUGCUGAUUCGGAAUCGCCGAAAGUAACGACUUGCGGCGCUACAAUUAAUGAAGAAAGCACUAGCGAUAACACUCAGAUCACGAAUAGAAAUCUUUCAAGGGGUGCCACAGAAGUAAUUCCAGAUAGAGGCCUUCUCGCAGUGCAUUCCAAUAAAACCAAAUCGGGCGCCUAUGAUACCAACCUUAUCCAAACAUCAGCGUGCGUCGCCUUUUGUGCGAGGAUUGUGAAGAUUGAAAGUAGGAAGUAUGGUUGCGGUAGCAAAAGGGGACAUAGACAGUGUGAUAGAGGUCUGCCUCUGUUGUGCCCAGUGUGCGACGAAGAGCUUCACAAUAGCACCCAUAUCAAGUUUGCAUGGAGCGCGUUGCGUGAGGAUCGUGAAAUGCUUUGGAAACGUAUGGAUGCCUUCAUGGAGGUGAUGCGCGCUGAGGGUUACGUAUCCCCUUCAGAUAGCUUCGACACGGAAGAUGAGGCGGAGACUCAGCAGCCGGAGAAAAGUGGAGGUUUAGAAAGUGAGGUAUCUCAACCGCAGGACAGCACUUUUCCAGUGCAUCAUGAAAUGUCAGCCAAACAUCAUAUUAGUUUGAGAGCGUGGUGGAACGUAUUUGUGGGAGCGACGUCCGCACGUGAAGUUGUUGAGAGCACUCUUCGGUAUUCUUCCUCCUCCCCUUCAACGUUUCCUGCAUGGCAACAUCUUUCAACAUGCGCCGACCACCCUGAAGGUGCCGUUACAGGCCUCAGCGAAAUGGAUGUACGAGGCCGACAUGCUAGUAGUUUUAAAAAUGUGUUUCACAUAAUUUCGGGGACACUUAGUUAUACUGGUGAAGAGAUAAUUAAUGUACGAAAUUGUUUCUUCAGAGCAAUGGCGCACCGCAUGCAUGAUGUUGUCGAAGAGCUUUGCGUCAUUCUACUCUUGUCUAGUAAGGACUCUCGCGCAGAGGAAAUGCUUGCGAGAAACUCAGGCCGAAACAAAACCAGUGAGUUUGCAGCGAACGUCCUAUAUGAUAAGGCGGGAAAUGAUGGGGGUAUCAACUGUCCUCAACCGGCCGACCCCAAGGGUGGUUGCUCUAGCACGAAGAACAAAGCUGCUUUUUGUAAUGUCUUGUUGGAAAAAUAUAGGUGGCUGCACCGGGCGAACGGAGUGAAGACGACAUCCCCAAGCAAAAAGGGCGUCUCACAUGAAAAGAGCAAGAUGAGAAAGGAUACUGGCUUGAGCACUUUUUCCUCCCCCUAUACCCAUGGGGAGGGGUUAAAAAAUCACUUGAAGGCUUGCAGUCUGCGUCAAUUGGUAUUGGAGGUGGUUCUCGGGGGAUGUUCUGUUGAACACGUCGCGCUCUUCCUCUUUCCUUCUUUAUAUUCUUAUCAAAAAUGUGAUGUUAAAGAGGGUCAGGAAGUGGCUCCGUUACCAGAGCACUAUAAGAAACAACAGCGGGAAAUAUUGGAACUUCUUGAUUUUAUCCCCUCCACGUUGCCCCCACUUCAGGAGGAAGACGGCAUUUUGGAAUGCGCGCGAUGCCUUACGCUAUUUCAUCAACACUGCGUAGGUCCUUUUCAGCGGGAUUUUAUUAUGGGUUAUUUUUUAUGCCAUACCUGUCGACUUUUAAUAUCUCAAAAGCCAUACUGA